AUGUCUUCUGUACAGAACACCAUUGCUUCACAGAAUUCUAAUAGCUCUUCGGAUAGAAAUAAUGCAUCGAGUACAAUCGGGCCCAAAAGAAAGGAAAUAUAUCGUUAUGAUGCACCUUGGAACAUAUUUAGCAUGAAUUGGUCCAUUAGAUCGGACAAAAGAUUCCGCUUGGCUAUUGGAAGUUUUAUCGAAGAGUACAACAACAAAGUCCAGGUUAUUACUUUGGAUGAGGAUAAGGGGGAAUUCGUCCCUCUCUGUACCUUUCCUCAUCUUUAUCCAACUUCAAAGAUAAUGUGGAUUCCUGAUCCUAGAAGUUGCUAUCCUGACCUUUUAGCGACUAGCGGGGAUUAUUUACGUGUUUGGUGUAGUCAUGAAAAUAACUAUGUCCGCCUUGAGUGUCUUUUAAAUAACAACAAAAAUUCUGAUUACUGUGCACCACUCACCUCUUUUGAUUGGAACGAGGUUGAUCCCAAUAUAAUUGGAACGUCCAGUAUAGACACGACAUGCACUAUAUGGGGGCUUGAAGUAAGUCAUCUUCAUUAUGUACCGAUUCGUCUUGAUGUAAAAAUUUGCUUUAUGUAA
Protopolystoma xenopodis is the source of this 582-nucleotide messenger RNA. The record is from the annotation of a GenBank genome assembly. NCBI's taxonomy places the organism in Eukaryota, Metazoa, Platyhelminthes, Monogenea, Polystomatidea, Polystomatidae.